AUGUGGGACUCCAUUUCCUUUGCUUGGAUUGGCUUGGGAGUGCUUGGCCAUAUAUUGUACAAACAGGAGUCCCACAAGUUCUCGAUUAAGGAGGUACUUCUUGAUUGGGGACUUGUAGUCAUCAAUGCACUGGCCAAGCAAUGCUUCAGCUUCUUCUUCGCUUUCUCUUGUAUGCAGCAUCGGUGCAAAGUUGUUAAGUCAGUACCCGCUGAUCACCAAAGGUGUUGCUGCAAUAAUGGGUGUCGUUCAGCAGUUGGCAUAGGUGCCGGAAGCUCCAUGUGCCGUUCGGCAGGUAGUUUUGAGAAUAUGUGUUUUUUCUUCAUGGGGUGCCGUUCAGCAGGUAGCCUUGGCGCAGAAAUGAAGAGAUAUUUCAUGGGAGGUGCCGUUCAGCAUGUGGCUUUGAGAAGAUGCGUUGGAGAAAUGUCACCCGUGGGGUGCCGUUCGGCAACGCAAGAGCUGGAAAAUGCCGUUGGAGCUUUAGGAGCUGUCGUAAGCUUGCUGCCGUAA
Molecule: messenger RNA, 507 nt
Organism: Prunus armeniaca (apricot)
Lineage: Eukaryota; Viridiplantae; Streptophyta; Magnoliopsida; Rosales; Rosaceae
Source: the annotation of a GenBank genome assembly